Punica granatum (pomegranate) is the source of this 2860-nucleotide messenger RNA. The record is from RefSeq and is a predicted model, not a curated record. Lineage: Eukaryota; Viridiplantae; Streptophyta; Magnoliopsida; Myrtales; Lythraceae.
AAAAAAAUGUGCAGAAAAAUCGAAAAUCAAUCGAUAUCCAUACGUGAGACGGAGGAGGAGACGGGAGACUUGCCAUUUACAGCGUACAGGCGUCGGAGCUCCAUCGCCGGAUCUCGCGCUCCCUCACUGAAACUGAGGAUCCCAAGCUCACCCUCCGAUCACCGAGCUCAUUGCAGCAGCAGCGAAGAGAUCACCGACAGCAGCAGUGUUCCUCCGGCGAGCUCCGCCUCUGCAUUUUUAUGUCUCGAGCACCAAACCAUGAGUUCCAGGAAUGGUGGAACAAGCAGCGGGAGCGAAACCACGACCUCUUCUCCUACUCCUCCGACGACGAUCCCUCCACCAGUGGCAAUGCCAGCGGCAGCGGCAGCUUCGGUAACGGCGUCGGCGGGGGAGGAUACGGCUACCACGCUGUCGAGAUCCGCGGACACUCCUCCGAUCCGACGGUGGAGAAGUCCCGCGCCCGGAGCGCCCGCCAGAUCCGAUUCUUCUGCUUCCUCAAGCUCCAGCAGAUCGCUUCGUCCUUCGCGUCUCUCGCCGGCGCUUCCGUCUCCGUCCUCCGGACGGCGAACCGCCGGAUCGUCGCCUCGCCGGCAGACUCGUCAUCGUCGAGGCUGUACCGGAUCAUUAGGUUCUUCCUGAUCCUUGUCAUUGUGUUGCUCGGGUUUGAGCUGCUGGCCUACUAUAAAGGCUGGCAUUUCAGGCCCCCGCGGCCGCCGCACGUUGGAUCGAAGGAGUUGUUGGAUUGGUUAGGGCUUGUCUAUGCGUGGUGGCUUGACAUUAGAGCAAAGUAUUUGGCACCGCCAUUGCAGAGCUUAGCAAAUAUCUGUAUCAUUCUGUUCUUGAUACAGUCGGUGGAUCGCUUGGUGCUGGUGCUGGGUUGUUUCUGGAUUAAGUUUAGGGGGAUAAAGCCGGUGGCGAAUGUGGAGUAUGGGAAGGAGGGCUUGGAAAAUGGGAAUGCGGAGGAGUAUCCCAUGGUGAUGGUCCAGAUUCCUAUGUGCAAUGAGAAGGAGGUAUACCAACAAUCUAUCGCAGCAGUCUGCAUCCUGGACUGGCCAAGGGAGAAGAUGCUUGUUCAGAUUCUAGAUGAUUCUGAUGAUUUAGAAGUUCAACAACUUAUUAAGGCUGAAGUACAGAAAUGGCAGCAAAGAGGUGUUAGGAUAGUGUACAGACAUCGACUUAUACGCACUGGAUAUAAGGCGGGGAAUCUCAAAUCUGCCAUGGGAUGUGAUUAUGUAAAAGACUAUGAAUUUGUGGCUAUAUUUGAUGCAGAUUUUCAGCCUGCACCAGAUUUCUUGAAGAAAACUAUACCAUACUUUAAGGGAAAUGAUGAUCUGGCCCUAGUUCAGACGAGGUGGGCCUUCGUCAACAAGGAUGAGAACUUGCUCACGAGAUUGCAGAACAUAAAUUUAUCAUUCCACUUUGAAGUUGAGCAGCAAGUUAAUGGAGUAUUUAUUAACUUCUUUGGCUUCAAUGGAACUGCCGGUGUGUGGAGAAUCAAAGCCCUUGAGGACUGUGGUGGCUGGUUGGAGCGAACAACUGUUGAAGACAUGGACAUUGCUGUUCGUGCUCACCUCUGUGGAUGGAAGUUCAUAUAUCUGAAUGAUGUGAAGUGUCUCUGUGAACUUCCAGAGUCAUACGAAGCAUACAAGAAACAGCAACACCGUUGGCAUUCUGGACCUAUGCAGCUUUUCCGAUUAUGCUUCUUUGACGUAAUAAAAUCUAAGGUCAGUGUUGCAAAGAAAGCUAACCUGAUAUUCCUGUUCUUCCUCCUCCGGAAACUUAUUCUGCCUUUCUACUCAUUCACACUCUUCUGCAUUAUUCUGCCACUCACCAUGUUCCUGCCCGAAGCUCAGCUACCCGCUUGGGUUGUCUGUUAUGUUCCCGGAAUUAUGUCCAUCCUAAAUAUUCUCCCAGCCCCUCGUUCAUUUCCCUUUAUUGUCCCGUACCUCCUUUUUGAGAACACCAUGUCAGUCACCAAAUUCAAUGCCAUGAUAUCUGGACUUUUUAAGUUUGGUAGCUCUUAUGAGUGGAUAGUGACAAAGAAGCUGGGAAGGUCAUCGGAGGCUGACCUGGUCUCCUAUGCAGAGAAAGAAACUGACCCUAUGUUACAGUCUGGGAAUCUCCAGCGUUCGUCAUCAGAACCAGGCAUUGCAGAGUUGACCAAACCGGUUCCGAACAAAACCGGGAAAUCCAGGAGGAACCGGCUGUACAGGAAAGAACUCGCGCUCGCAUUUAUUCUGUUGACUGCUGCAGUGAGGAGCUUGCUGUCUGCACAAGGGAUUCACUUCUACUUUCUUCUGUUUCAAGGGGUAAGUUUCUUAGUCGUCGGCCUUGAUUUGAUAGGAGAGCAGGUGAGCUAGCUGGUGUGGUGAUCCCACCUUAGAAAUCCUCCAAAUUGCACCUCAUCUUACUCGACAUAAGUUAAAUCUUCAUUGGGUGAUCAGGACCAUUCCAUCACAUGUUUAUAUAUAUAAUUCUUUGUGCUGCAAUUGCAUCAUUGUCUUGUCUACCCGUUCCAUCACGCCGCAUGGCAUAGAGUUCAUAUUGAGCUCGACCCCACUUGGCAGAUGGCGUGCGUAGCCUUGGAAAAGAGUGUAGAAACGGGUGGUGGGAUGAAAUACUCAUUCACCCGAUCGAUUGUUUUUGGUGUAAUAGCAUAUGUAUUAUGAUACAUGUUGUACACUUGCUGGCCACGAGAAGGUCAAGGCAGAAAUUCGUUUUAGAGAUUCGUUUUUCAUUUAUAUUCUUUUCAUUUGGUAGAUCGUGUGGUUUAGAUUGUGAACCACACAGUUGAUUUCAUUCCCAGAGAACUCAUAUUGGUGUAAUGCAGAUUGCAGAAUUAGAUUUUUUUUUUUUCGAC